This is a messenger RNA of Zonotrichia leucophrys gambelii, 6336 nucleotides long. It is a transcript of the gene NOD1, whose product is annotated as nucleotide binding oligomerization domain containing 1. The transcript is spliced from 12 exons. Gene Ontology annotation, molecular function: protein binding. The coding region runs from base 204 to 3065 and encodes 953 amino acids. Gene Ontology annotation, biological process: regulation of apoptotic process. The record is from RefSeq and is a predicted model, not a curated record. NCBI's taxonomy places the organism in Eukaryota, Metazoa, Chordata, Aves, Passeriformes, Passerellidae.
AAUGAGCUUUCUUGAACAAAGAGAUGUGCCAGUGUGGCUUCUGGAAAGCUGAGUGACUCAGAAAUCAGCCACUUCCUCGGGCUCGGUGAUGUGCAGGACAGAUUUCCUGUUUGCCUGAAGUUAAAUCUGAGCUGACCUGUCACUACAAAUGGACAGUUUUUCAAAGAUGAGGCUUGGUGGAGCAGCUUCUUGGUAUCUCAAAGAUGGAAGGCCAACUUUGUGCUAAUGUGGACAUUUCUGUGAAAAAGCCUCCAGAAACAAGCCCUCUGUCCUUCAUUGCUUUGCUGAAGGUUCACCGAGAGCUUCUGGUCAGUAGGAUCCGAAACACGCAGUGCUUGAUUGAUAACUUGAUUAAGAACGACUACUUCUCCACUGAAGAUGCAGAGAUUGUUGUCCAGUUUCCUACUCAACCAGAUAAGGUUCGCAAAAUUCUAGACUUGGUUCAAAGCAAGGGAGAAGAAGUUUCGGAAUAUUUCGUCUAUGUCCUGCAGAAAGUCACUGAUGCUUACUAUGAGCUUCAGCCUUGGCUGGAUGAAAUAGGUUACAAGCCUUCAGAGAAUAUUUGUAGUAAACCUGUGGUAAAUACAGAUCCAGUUAGCAGGUAUUGCCAGAAACUCAGACAUGAACUGGGACGGGACUCCAAGUUUUUUAUGCUGUACGCUCAGAAGGAGGAGAUGCUUCUUGAAGAAAUUUACUCCAACAGUAUUAUGGAGCUGGUCAGUUUUACCAAUGAGAGUCUUGGCCAGGUGGGACAAUUAGAAGCCCUCUUUGAUGAUGCAGUUGGGCUAAUUAAUGAAGAUGGAGAGACUGUUUAUGUCUACGGUGAUGCAGGAAUUGGAAAAUCCAUCUUGUUGCAAAAGAUACAAAGCCUUUGGGCCAGGAAGGAGUUGGACAUAGGGGCCAAGUUUUUCUUCUGUUUUCGGUGUAGGAUGUUUAGCUGCUUCAAGGAAGAUGAAGCCAUAUGUUUGAAAGACCUGCUCUUCAAAUAUAAUUGCUACCCAGACCAGGACCCCGCAGAAGUGUUCCGUCACAUCUUGCAGUUCCCUCAUACAGUUCUUUUCACCUUUGAUGGCUUUGAUGAGAUCUAUUCCAGCUUUGAUCUCAGCAGCGUACCUGAGGUAUGCUCACCCAAUGAACCCAUCCACCCCCUGGCACUGCUCGUAAGCCUUCUCAGAGGAAAGCUUCUUAAGGGAUCCAAGAAAAUUCUUACUGCCAGGACAGGAACUGAGAUCCAAAAAAACAUCAUUAGGAAGAAGGUGUUGCUCCGUGGUUUCUCCAGGAAUAACCUGAAUGAAUACACAGCUAUGUUUUUCAAAGAUGAGCAGCAACGAGCACUGGUGUCAAACCAGUUGGAAGCUAACCCAAAUCUCUGCAGUUUGUGUUCAGUGCCUUUAUUUUGCUGGAUUAUCUUUAAAUGCUUUGAGCACUUCCACUCCAGCCAGUGGUUUGACGGCCAGGAGCUCCCAGACAGUUCUGUUACAUUAACAGAUGUAUUUCUGCUCAUGAUUGAAGUACACCUGAACCGAUCAGUGAAAACAAGUUUGCUGAAGAGCAAUAUCAGAAGCCAAGCAGAGAUGUUCAAGUCAAGAAAGGAAAGUCUUCUAGCUUUGGGUAAAAUGGCAUACAAAGGGAUGGAGAACUCUUCCUUUAUCUUUGAGCAGGAGGAAGUCUCAUCGGCAAACAUCUCUGAAGAAGAUUUGCAAUUGGGCUUUCUCAGGACAGUUAAAGGUUAUAGUGGCUGUGACAGUCAGGCCACUUAUGAGUUCUUGCAUUUAACCCUUCAGUCUUUUUUCACAGCUUUAUUUUUGGUUAUGGAGGAGAAGGUGGGUACCAAGGAGUUACUUGAGUUUUUCAGUGAAUGUUCUUCCAUGGAGACUGCCCAGCCUACUUGCCUUCGUAUCCCCUGGCUGAAGAAACAACUAGCAGGGGGGGAUCCUUUCCAAAAUAAAGAACACUUUAAUUUUACCAACAUGUUUCUUUGUGGCCUGCUUUCUGGACCCAGGCAGAAGCUCUUCAGACAUUUAGUUUCACCUGCGGUCAUUAAGAGGAAGAGAAAAACACUCAUCACAUACCUUGGGGAGAGCAUGAAAUCCCGCCUGAAAGGCUACACUCGGUCCAGGCUGAAAAGCUACAACCAGGUGCAGGUGCAGCCCAACUUUGUGUGGAUGCUGAGGUGCCUGUAUGAGACGCAGAGUGAGAAGGUGGGGAGGAUGGCAGCCCGCCGCAUGCACGCCAACUACAUCAAGCUGGCCUACUGCAACGCCUGCUCUGCCGACUGCAGCGCCAUUUCCUUCCUUCUGCACCACUUCCAAAAGCGCCUGGCUCUGGAUCUGGACAACAACAACAUCAAUGACUAUGGAAUAAAGCAGCUGCAACCUUGUUUCAGCAAGCUUGCAGUCAUCAGGCUGAGUGUAAAUCAGGUCACAGAUCAUGGCGUGAGGAUCUUGUAUGAAGAACUCUCCAAGUACCAAAUUGUGUCUUUCUUGGGCUUAUACAACAACCAAAUCACUGAUGUUGGAGCCAAAUACGUUGCAAAAUUAAUUGAAGAGUGUUCAAGCCUGGAAUAUGUUAAAAUAGGAGCAAACAAAAUAACGAGCGAAGGAGGGAAGUGCCUUGCCCAGGCCAUCCAGAAGAGCAAGACAAUGUUUGAAAUUGGGAUGUGGGGUAAUCAAGUUGGAGACGAAGGAGCAAAGGCAUUUGCAGAUGCCCUGAGGAACCACCCCAGGUUAACAAACGUGAGUCUUGCAUUCAAUGGCAUCACAACAGAGGGAGGCAAGAGUAUUGCUGAAGCCAUGCAGCACAACAACUCCGUGAGGAUAUUCUGGUUGACUAAAAACGAGCUGGAUGAUGAGGCAGCAAUGAGUUUUGCAGAGAUGCUGAAGGUCAACAAGAAACUGGUGCAUUUAUGGCUUAUCCAGAAUCAAAUUACAGCCAAAGGGGUGAAGUGCCUCAGUGAAGCUCUCAAGGAGAACACGACUAUUCAAGAAAUCUGCUUGAAUGGGAACCUGAUAAGCCAAGAAGAGGCCAAAGCUUUUGAAAAUGAAGAGCGGAUCAUUUGCUUUUGAAUGAGGACUUUCCCAUUUUGCCAAGUUGGUGUUAACAAAGGCUACUCCUACACUUGGACUGCAGAGUUUAUAAAGGCAUCAGUCUACAGUGCUCGUGGCAGGAGAGAGAUACACAAUAAGCUGCCUUUUUAUGAACACACUGCACUCCCUCAGCUCCAUCUCUUACCCUGCCUGUUAUUUUUUAUCCUUUUGGUGAGUGGGAAGCUGUCUGGGUAAAUAAUUAAUGUUUGUUUGGUGCUUUGAAGAUGAAAUGCAAAGUGUUAACAGACUAAGUCCACUGGCAGGUGUAUCCAUUUUGAUAACUGAGUUUAGAUCUAUUCUGUACAGUGAUGUAAAUAAUCUGUUAACUUAUUUAUAUUCAUAAAUAAAGACAUACAAGUAUGCAUAUACAAGAAAGGGUGCAAGAUGCACAAACUCCAUCAGCUCUGAGUAUUACCUGCCUCAGAACUGAAAAUGAAUAUAUACACAGCUUUACCAGAAACAGUAUCUAUAGUAGUUGCUUGGUGUUUUGAACAUUAAUUCCUUCUUCCUGCCUAGAAAUUAGGUCCCUCUUUCUCCACUGACUACAGGCAGCAUCACAGACACUGCUUUUUUUUUGUUGUUGGGGUUUUUUGGAUGGGUAGGAACAGAUGCAUCAGGCUCAGAUUAUUUUCAGUAAUCUUUUUGUCUCAUAUCAAAGCCAGUCCAUUUUCUUUCAUGCAACCAGAAGCCCUUGCUGCCAUCACAUUUUUUUAUGGUAAAGCCAUAACACGGGCAGUAAACCACUUUUGCUUCACAUUUCCAGAGGGCUGCAUAGAAACAGCUGCCUCCUGUUUCCACAGUGUUUGUUCUGGGGAGGGGGUCUGGAGAGAAAUGUGAACAAUUAAUUAGCAGGCUGUUCAUUGCCUUGGCUCCUGGCCUCAGCUCCGUGCUGGUGCCACUACACCAAUGUCACGUUGCCCAGCAUCAGUGGGGAGAAAGGACAAUUGAAAAUCAACUGCAUCAAGUAGAAAUCCCUUCUCCCAGCAACAGGCAAGCACACAGGAGGAUUGAGAUUGGCCUGGAAAGCUUUUAGUCUGUGCUUGAAUCAGUGGACACAGCAAGGCAAGGGGCAGUAGUAAUAACAAGGACCAGCAAGAAAACAUUAUCCUCCCCCAAAUGAUUAUUGCUUAGGUGUGGAGAGCCUGGUUUAAGCAUGGCUUAAAGAAAAAGGCCAUGAAGGUAUUCAGCUAAGGGAAAAAGCAGCCUUUCCCAGGCUUGAUCCUGUAAAUAAUUAGGUUCUCAGCCACCUUUUAUAUAAACAACAAGAUUCUCAGACCGUUCUGUCCUUGGCUGCUACUGGGAACAGACAGCCAGUCUGGGAAUAGAUAUGAAGGUUUUGAGAACUCUUCAUAUCGUGGUGGGAACACUGAUCUUGGUUUCAGUAAACUAACUUCAGGUAUUGUAAACAAAAGGAGGAGCUGAAGUUUUCUCUACAGCCUGUCAGGAGCUCAGAUUUUGCAAUAUGCAUGAACUUAAUUAACACGGUUAUAAAAAGUGACUGGUUGAGUGAAUAAACGGAGUCAGAUGCUGAACAAUAAAGUUGGGUCUUCUCCCUCCAACUUCAAUACUUAGGGAGUGUAACUUUAGAGGCUUUAAAAGAAAUCAGUUAGCAAAGGAGUGGGAUGUUUGAUUAUUUUUUGUGGGAGCUUUAUAAACUCAAACUCUACCCUACAGUGUAGGGGGUAGAGUUUGAGUUUAUAAACCUAAAAUGGAAAAGUGUGAGCCAUUUUUUUUCCUCUCCAUGUUACCAUUCCCCACCCCCUGCCCCCAAACUUGGAGAAACAAUUCUCCAGUUGCUGACAAACACACAAAACCUUGGUAGGUUGGAAGAAGAAUCUCCAGUUAAAAUCCCAGACCAACGAACCCUCACCUCCUCAUCUCCCAAAUCUGCCCCACGAAGCAAAGAAAGUGCUUGCUUUGUAGGUCAGAGCUUCUCCAUUUCCUAUGAGGUAGCAAACCUUUCCUAGCCCUCAAUUCUGUCUACACCCUUCAGCUCCCUAACACAUUCUCAAAUACUCACUGGGCUUCUCACAAAACCUGCAGUUAUAAAGGAUAAAAAGGGAAGAAAACCAACUUAGUUAUUUUUCAGUGGCUUUUCCUCUGUGCCUGUGGUAUCAACACUGAUUUUUCCCAGGGAGACAGAUGAGGUUUUCCAACCAUGCCAGAGGGAACUCAGCUAACUUGAAUGAUUUCUGCACCUGAGCCAUUUGUUUACUGAAGCAAAAGGGCACACAGUUACAGAUGAGCUGGAUUUCAAUUGCUAAAACAUCUGCCAAAGCAAAGCCUUUAAAGACUUCUCAGUGACUUUAACAAAUCAGAGACUCAUGCACCUUGUCAGAGUGUGUUUUGCCAGCCUGCUCUGAUGGAAGGGAGAAGAUACUGGUGCAAGGAAGAGCCUUCACCAGAGGUGUAAUUUGCCUAUGUUUGAGGAAGUGUGCUCCUACUUUGCUCUAAUCACAGAAUUAUUUGCUCAUUUACCAGGUAGAAAAUACGUUUAAAACUACAGUUCCUGUCCUUGUUUCACUAAUUGACUGAAAUAGCAUCCCUCAAACUUUCCAGUGCAGUCACAUCUGCCCCUUUUUUGGGCUAGAGCAGCCUUUGGCAUUGUUUGUAGUGACAAGCUCAGCCCUGUUGCAAAUCUUGUUCCAUACCUGGCUGUUACAAGCUGGGCAUCCAGGGGGUGUUUUCAGGGACAGCAGCAUUUACAGGGCUGCAGCAGCAGCUAAAUGCAGCCUCAGGAUAAAUGUGGCAGGAUCAAGCCCAGCUCCAUGUAGGACAGAGUUUGGCACUGAAACAAGAUUACAGUGCCAGAGACAGAGCAAGUGACAGCCACUCCUUCCAGAGGUGAUUUUGGGCAGCAAACAUUUGUUUGGAUGGACUGAAGGUAUGAGCACAGCUCACUCUGGGUUUAACAAAACCAAGGAGUUUCAUAGCAUCCCGCUCCCAGCACCCCCAGAGCAGGGGGUCUGCUUCACAGGGCACAUCCCAGCUCUGGGAGCCAUGCAGGGCAAACUGGUGGCUGCUCUGGGAGCAGCAGGACAUCCCUUGUUUAUCUGCACAGCAUUUCUGGCUGAGGCUCUUCCUAGACUUACCAACCUGUUUGUAAGGGGCACUGGAGCAACACUUCUGCAGCUUGCAGGGAGAGCCUUGUUUACUCAGAGACAAAUGUAACUUUUUUCAGACUUGUUUGUAAUUUGCUGAAGCCUUCUCUGUACACUGUGUCAUGUUUUUCCACUCGUCCACUGUGAUA